AUGGGAUAUACCGAUCUUGAUGGACCGAUCUGGAGAACUGGACCGAUCUUGCUGUGUGAGGUGGGCUCCAUCAGCAAAGGUGGGAGCUUUGGAGAGCUCGCGUUGCUCUACUUCGCUCCCCGCGCAGCCACGAUCCAGGCACGCGAGGCCUCCCUGGUAUGGGUCAUCGACCGAAAGCACUUCAAGGACGGGACCGGGGAGAUCGAGCGGGACAUUCUGGCAGAGUCCUCCACCGCGAAAGCGGAGGAGUAUGUGAAGUAUUUGGACAAGGUGGAGCUACUCCAACCUUUGCAGGAAGAAGAGAAAGCCGCUCUUGGCCGUAGUUUGACUGAGAUGACCUUCACCAAGAGCGAGGUCAUCUUCCAGCAGGGUGAGAAAGGUGAUGCCUUCUACAUUCUCAUCGAGGGACAGGUCAGCGUGAUCAAGGACGGCCGCGAGGUGACCCGUCUCAGAGCCACGCCCGAGAAGGCCUCCUUCUUUGGCGCGGACGCCCGGCGCAGCCGCGGCGAGCGCGCCUUGCUGAACAACGAGCCGCGGAAUGCCCGGGGACCCGAGAUCCAUCCGGGGAAGCCGCUUGGAGAGCGAGACACCCCCUUGGCCACCUUGCAGGUGCUUUCGGAGACGGCCAAGACCUUGACGGUGGAUCGGCAAUCCUUCGAUAUGAUCCUGGGGCCCUUGGAGGAGCUGCAGACGAGAGGCAGACAAGGCAAGAGCAAACUACAGGGGAAGAGUGCGGCCAUGGCCACACCCAGCCUGCCGCGUGGGCGGAAGUUUGGGCUGAUCCCACGGAAGGACCUGCGUCGUGUAGGGCUCUUGGGCUGUGGCGGCUUUGGGGCCGUCGAGCUGGUGGAGCACACUGGCUUGGGGGACACCUAUGCCUUGAAGGCACUGAGCAAGGGCUACGUCAUGAAGUCUGGGAUGCAGCAAAACGUCCUGAACGAAAAGAAUGUGCAGAUCAUGUGCGAUUCGCCGUACCUUGGCCAUGUAAGAAGGGACGCUGCUUUCUUUGCAUGUAAAGAUAUGAAGAGGUGA
Messenger RNA from Durusdinium trenchii, 1032 nucleotides. The record is from the annotation of a GenBank genome assembly. NCBI's taxonomy places the organism in Eukaryota, Dinophyceae, Suessiales, Symbiodiniaceae.